Molecule: messenger RNA, 1973 nt
Organism: Selaginella moellendorffii
Lineage: Eukaryota; Viridiplantae; Streptophyta; Lycopodiopsida; Selaginellales; Selaginellaceae
Product: protein HOTHEAD
Exons: 3
Coding region: 32-1870 (612 amino acids)
Molecular function (GO): flavin adenine dinucleotide binding; oxidoreductase activity, acting on CH-OH group of donors
Source: RefSeq, a predicted model, not a curated record
UAAAAGGGAACGUGUAAAAUGUGAGGUGGUCAUGCAUAGUUAUGCUCAUGAUCCUAAUUUUUCAAAGAAAACGAGGAAGUCAAAGAAAAAAAUUCAUAUGUUCGACCAGCGUAGGAAUAUGAUCAGAAAGAGAUUGAAUUCUCCAAUUCAUUCACCUCACUGUUCUAGAAAUUUUCUGAGACUUUUGAGCUGUGAACAGAAGAUGAUCAUAGUUCUUUCCUUUGUGGCGCUUGUCUUUUGGAGCUCUUCAUCAUCAGUAGCUUCCAAUCCCCCUUUUAGUUUCAUACAAGAAGCCACCACUGUCUCGAGCUCCGAUUUGCUUGGCUAUGACUACAUAAUCGUGGGCGGCGGAACCACUGGCUCGCCCCUCGCGGCAACGCUCUCGACUAAAUACAAAGUUCUCGUGCUCGAGAGAGGAGCAUCACCAUACGGCAAUCCAAACAUCUCUAGGAUCGAGAACUUUGGAGCGAUUCUCGCCGACGUUGGGCCACAAUCGCCACUCCAAGUCUUCUUCUCCAGCGAAGGGGUAAGAAACAGGAGAGCUCGAGUUCUUGGAGGAGGAUCUAGCGUAAAUGCCGGGAUCUAUUCUCACGCCGAGCAAUCUUUCAUCUCCGCUCUGGGUUUGAAUCCUUGCCUGGUGGACCAGUCCUAUCGCUGGGUCGAGAGUGUUGUGGCUUCCAUUCCAAAUCAACUCGGGCCUUACCAGAGAGCGUUCCGGGCAUCGCUGCUCCAAGCUGGGAUCACACCGGACAACAAUGCAACGUAUGAUCACUUGGUUGGAACUAAAACUUUUGGAAGUAUUUUUGAUCAAUCCGGCUCCCGGAGGCCAGCUUCAAACCUCUUUGUCUAUGCAAAUCCAAGCAAUAUCAAGGUCCUCCUUCAUGCAACAGUACUACGAGUUCUCUUCUCUCAAGGUUUGUCGCCAAGAACGUAUGGAGUCGAGUUUAAAGACGAGCUUGGCCGGAUCCGGAAGGCUUUCCUUUCUCAUCCUGGAAAAGAAUCUAGCGAAGUCAUUCUUUGUGCUGGUGCGAUCGCAAGUCCGCAGCUUCUAAUGCUAAGUGGAAUCGGGCCUGGAAACCAUCUUCGAUCCAAAGGCAUCAAGGUGAUCAAGGAUUUUCCAGAGGUUGGAAAACAUAUGGCAGACAAUCCAGCCAUUUCCCUGGUCGUGCCAUCGCCAUCUUACGUCGAGGUCUCCACGAGCUUGAGCGUCGGGAUCACGUCCUUUGGAAGCUAUAUCGAAGCUGGCAGCGGCGGAGUGCGAGGGCCAAAUGCUACCUUCGUUUCUGAGAAGGUCAAUGGCCCAGCUUCCACGGGAGAACUCUACUUGGCCACAACGAAUGUGGAUGAUGAUCCGGUUGUAAGUUUCAACUAUUUCCAAGAGCCAAGGGAUUUGCAAGUUUGCAUUGGAGGAGUGGACGCAAUCGAGAAAGCAUUGCUCUCAAACGCUUACAAACCUUUCCGAUAUGACAAUCAGUCACUCCCAUCCGGAGGAACGGUGAGUUUUCCCAGCAGGAGGAAUUCAAGCGCGUUGGCUAUCAACAACACUCUUGCGGAUUAUUGCAAGAGAAAGGUCGUGACUUUGUAUCACUUCCAUGGUGGCUGCCUGGUAAACAAGGUGGUGGAUUCCAGCUUCAAGGUAAUUGGCAUACGAAACUUACGCGUUCUUGAUGGUAGCGUUUUCCAUGUCUCGCCUGGAACCAAUCCACAAGCCACCUUGAUGAUGCUUGGAAGGUAUGCUAUCAUUUUUUCACUUCCCUCCACCGAGAUUUUUGACAGAGUAUCAACCACACAGAUAUGUUGGAAAAGCCAUAAUCGAUCACGAUCAAAGAGAGUAAAAGUUUCUUCCCACCAUGCCACCAUUCAAGAAUAAAAUUCCAAUCCAACAACGAACUUUUCAAGUCACUGGGAAAUGUCCAGGCUCCUGAGAAGCGAGUAAGUUGCCGAGCUCUCUGGCUCUAGCAUCGCUGCUCGAU